Messenger RNA from Spathaspora passalidarum NRRL Y-27907, 1347 nucleotides. RefSeq lists its product as uncharacterized. Gene Ontology annotation, biological process: mitochondrion distribution. Bases 1 to 1347 code for a protein of 448 amino acids. The record is from RefSeq and is a predicted model, not a curated record. Gene Ontology annotation, cellular component: cytoplasm. The transcript has 2 exons. Lineage: Eukaryota; Fungi; Ascomycota; Pichiomycetes; Serinales; Debaryomycetaceae.
AUGGGGGAAAUUAUCACAAUUUCACAUUCCCAGUUCUCGGGCCAUGUCACUACUCAUUUGUAUAAUACUCAGGAAUCACUCAUCCCCUAUACCGCCAAUACAAAACUUUCCCAUGACCUCACCACAUUCCUUAACCGAACACCACCACCAACAGGAACCAGCGGAGUAACAUACACUCCGCGAUCACUACUCUAUGAUCUCCGUGGUGGGUAUGGUGCAUUGAAUAAAUAUGAAUAUCAUGAAACCAUCGAAUCUUUAGCCGCCCAUGUGCAAUUGAACACCCAUACAGUUUCCAAAAGUGAAUAUCAAUUAAGACUAGAUGCCGGUGAACCACCGUCAAAACUAACUCCCGCCAAUACCAAGUACUGGACCGAUUAUACUAGAUUGAUAUUUUCACCGAGAUCACUCCAAACGAUAACUUCAUACGAAUAUGACACCGACAAGGGCCAUCAUUAUCGGUUCCCGCGGGUGUCAUUCGAUACAUUCGACAAGGGGGCCGAGGAGUUCAAGGAGUCAUUUGAAGACGAUGAGUUUCGAUAUUUCUUGGAAAAGUGCGAUUUGUUCACUGGAUUGCAAGUGUUUACCGAUUUGGAAUCUGCGUGGGCAGGAUACACCUCUCAAUGGCUUACCGAGAUAACCGAUGAAUAUUUCAACAAGGUCGAUGUGUGGACUUUUGCACUGGCCAGUUCAAACGAUAAUAGCAGGUCUACUUUGAAUAGAAUCAAGGGAAUUGUAGAGUUGUACAAGAGUCUGAGCUUGAUGUUUCCAUUGAUUGACCAAAUUGAAGAAACCAUGAUCUCGAUCGAAGAUGGCUUGGGUGGGAGAAAGAUUGCCAAUGAAAUCAAAGUAAUCGCUACUGAUGCUUCCACCGCAACUGAUGCAUCCACCACAAAUGGCAUUAUUUCCGAUAUCGCUGAUGUUAGUGCUUAUUAUGCUCACCCACCAUCUGCACCAACAAACCCGGAAAUACAUUUGGGAAUUCAGCAAGAAAGCACUGGUAACAAAUACUUCAGCAAGAAUCUUGUUGUCACGAAAGACUACGUUAAUGAUAUACAGCAACAACCAACGCCCAACAUUUAUAUCAACAAUAGUAUUACCAACAUCCUCGGCUCAGACUCAUUCCCCAGUGACAUUCUAAAAUUCUCCAAAUUCCAUACUGAGUUCAAUGUGCAUCCUGGAAUGUAUGACCAAUUGAAAGGAUAUCGACAAAUCGUUUCUCGCAGCAAUCAUCCCGACUUGAUUAAAAUCGUUGAGGAUAAGAGCGAGCUUGUUGAAGAUCUCAGCAGUAUAAUGGAAGAGUAUCACUGGGGAGAGUACGAUCUGGAUGAUGAUGAGUUCUACGACUAG